Messenger RNA from Spodoptera exigua (beet armyworm), 1043 nucleotides. NCBI's taxonomy places the organism in Eukaryota, Metazoa, Arthropoda, Insecta, Lepidoptera, Noctuidae. The record is from the annotation of a GenBank genome assembly.
UUGUCCGAAUAGUAUUAAAAAAUGUAUAGUUCGUAAGAUUUUUGUGCAAUACUAUCAAACUAUAAAAUAAAAAUGGCCCUAACUUAUAGGGCUUUAUUUAAAAAUUCUUAUUAUUUGCAAACUAUAACCAAACCGGUAAAAUGGAGUGUCGGAGAGAAAUAUCCAGUAAGAAGUUUGGCUAUUGGCACCUGUUAUCAUAAUGAAUACAACCCGAGACCCUUGCUUGCCACAAAGGAUUUAGCUUUAAAAUCUUCAAGCUUUAGACUAUAUACCACUCAAGACAAGACUCCAUCAGAUGGGGAACCAACUAAAGCGAAAGAAGGCCUUAUACAAAAAUUUAAACACAUGUACAGGGAUUAUUGGUAUGUACUAAUACCCGUGCAUGUGGCUACAUCUGCUGUUUGGUUUGGCAGUUUUUAUUAUGUUGUCAGAAGCGGUGUUGAUGUGUUAGCUAUAUUAAACACAUUGGGUGUCAGUGAAACAAUAAUUGCUCCUUUAAGAGACUCUGCUGCAGGAUAUUUUGCCCUUGCAUUAGCAUUAUACAAAUUAGUAACACCUCUGCGGUAUGCUGUAACAGUAGGAGGGACUACAGUUGCCAUUAACAAAAUGAAACAAUUGGGUUACCUCAAACCAGUACCUUCAAAAGAAAGAAUAAAAGAAAUAAUUCAAGAAAAGAAAGAUACACUGCAAGAUCGUUUCAAUGAGAGUAAAACUCAUUAUCAAGCACAAAUGAAAGAAAAACGCACUCAAGUCAUGCAGGAGAUGAAACGAUACAAAACUGAAAUGCGGAAUAUGAAAAAAAAUAAGACGCAGCCAAACAAGUGAAGUUCAACCCAUGUACUGGUAUGAAGCAGGGGAGAGAUGAGGCGCUGGCGAGAGGCCUGGCCCCGACGCUGCUCCGAUCGUGGCCAAAUGACAAGCACGACACAUUAAUUUACCUGAAAUAAUUUCAUCACCAUAAUGUUAUAUUUUUGUAAACAUAGAAUAAUUGUGGAGGAAUAUUGUCUUAAAGAAAUAUAUUAUUGAAAGUAGUAACUGGAGCA